AAGACACUGAUAUUUCAGCCCUUUUGGCUCUGAGACCCCACGUGACUGAGUUUCGCCUGGGAGUCCGGUUUUACACGGAAGAGCAGCCCGCUGCCGCUAUCCUGCACCUGGAGAAGGCGCUGGAGGAGUAUUUCGUGGCGGACACCGAGUGCCGGGCGCUCUGCGAGGGACCCUAUGACUACGAGGGCUACAACUACCUGGAAUACAACGCAGACCUCUUCCAGGCCAUGACAGAUCACUACAUGCAGGUGCUGAGCUGCAAGCAGGGCUGUGUCACAGAGCUGGCCUCGCAGCCCGGCCGCGAGAAGCCCCUGGAGGACUUCCUACCCUCGCACUUCAACUACCUACAGUUCACCUACUACAACAACGGGAAUUAUGAGAAAGCCGUCGAAUGUGCCAAAACUUUCUUGCUCUUCUUCCCCAAUGACGAGGUGAUGAAGCAGAACUUGGCCUACUACACCGCUGUCCUGGGGGAGACACUGGCUGGGCCCAUCGAGCCCCGAGAGGCAAUCCAGGCGUACCGCCAGCGGAGCCUCAUGGAAAAGCAGCUGCUUUUCUUCAGCUACGACGUUUUCGGCAUCCCCUUCGUGGACCCGGACACGUGGACACCGGAGGACGUGAUACCAAAGAGGCUGCGUGAGAAACAAAAGGCAGAGCGGGAGACGGCGGCGCGCAUCUCUGAGGAGAUUGGCAACCUCAUGAAGGAGAUCGAGACCCUCGUGGAGGAGAAGGCCAAGGAGGCGGCCGACGUGAGCAAGUUCAUCCGAGAAGGUGGCCCCUUGGUCUCAGAAGGUGCCAGCGUCACCACGAGCAACGGCUCGCAGCGCGUCGUGGUGGACGGGGUCCUCUCCGAUGAGGAGUGCCGCGAGCUGCAGCCGCUCUCUAAUGCUGCGGCCUCGGCUGGGGACGGCUACAGGGGCAAGACAUCACCUCACACCCCCAGCGAGACCUUCCACGGCGUCACCGUCCUCAAGGCCCUCAAGCUGGGCCAGGAGGGCAAGGUGACCCUGCGGAGCGCCCACCUCUACUACAACGUGACGGAGAAGGUGCGCCGCAUGAUGGAGUCCUACUUCCGCCUGGAGGUGCCGCUCCACUUCUCCUACUCCCACCUGGUGUGCCGCACGGCCAUCGAUGAGAAGCAGGAAGGUCGGACUGACAACAGCCACGAGGUGCAUGUGGACAACUGCAUCCUCAACGCGGAGGCCCUGCUCUGUGUGAAGGAGCCGCCCGCCUACACCUUCCGGGACUACAGUGCCAUCCUCUACCUCAACGGGGACUUCGAAGGGGGAGCCUUCUACUUCACCGAGCUGGAUGCCAAAACUGAGACCGCAUCGGUGCAGCCACAGUGCGGCCGCGCCGUGGGCUUCUCCUCGGGCUCGGAGAACCCGCACGGCGUGAAGGCGGUGACCAAGGGGCAGCGCUGCGCCAUCGCCCUCUGGUUCACGCUGGACCCCCGGCACAGCGAGCGGGGGCUGUGGAUGAGCUGCGCCGCGCAGAGCACCGGGCAGCUCCAGUGCCGCCUCCACGACUCGCUGCUGGCGCUCGACGCCCACGUACAGACCUCCCGGGCCCUCAUGGUGGUUUCCCUCCUGCUCGGCUUCUUCGGCCUCAUCGUCAGCAUCGUGGGUAUGAAAUGCACCAGGGUGGGUGAGGACGACCCCAUCACCAAGGGCCGCGUGGCCGUCGCUGGCGGCAUCCUCUUCAUCCUCUCGGGGCUCUGCACGCUGGCUGCCGUCUCCCUCUACGCCGCCCGCGUCACCCACGAGUUCUUCAACCCCAGCACCCCUGUCAACGCCAGGGACAACGGGAACCUCUAA
This is a messenger RNA of Tinamus guttatus (white-throated tinamou), 1817 nucleotides long. Lineage: Eukaryota; Metazoa; Chordata; Aves; Tinamiformes; Tinamidae. The record is from RefSeq and is a predicted model, not a curated record.